Molecule: messenger RNA, 3653 nt
Organism: Ostrinia furnacalis (Asian corn borer)
Lineage: Eukaryota; Metazoa; Arthropoda; Insecta; Lepidoptera; Crambidae
Gene: dre4
Product: SPT16 homolog, facilitates chromatin remodeling subunit dre4
Exons: 18
Coding region: 131-3481 (1116 amino acids)
Biological process (GO): transcription elongation by RNA polymerase II
Cellular component (GO): FACT complex
Molecular function (GO): nucleosome binding
Source: RefSeq, a predicted model, not a curated record
AAACAAUAUUUCCGACGCCCGCCAUUCGUGUUUGCUGUCAAAAGCACUAAUGUCGUGAAUAAACUUUUGUUCGUUGAGGCGUAAUUAUCUAGAUUAUUGAUAUUAGUUAGGUUUAUUAUUACUAUACACAAUGUCUAAUAUAUCUCUUGAUAAGGAGACAUUUUACCGCCGUAUGAAAAGGCUCUAUGCAGCGUGGAAGGCAGCUGCAGCAGAUCCAAAGAGCGAUGAUGCCUUGGCGAAAGUUGAUUGCCUGGUUUCAUGUGUCGGAGUUGAUGAAGAUACCUUGUACAGUAAAUCAACAGCUCUACAGACCUGGUUGUUUGGUUAUGAGCUUCCCGAUACAAUCACAGUGCUCACAGAGCACAGCAUGAGUUUCCUCGCCAGCAAAAAGAAAAUAGAAUUUCUUCGACAAAUUGAAAAUGGAAAAGAUGAGUCUGAACUGCCCCCAGUUAAACUACUUAUUCGAGAUAGGAAUGAUAAGGACAAAGAAAACUUUAAUAAACUUAUACAAGAGAUUAAGAAAUCAAAAUCAGGCAAAAACCUUGGUGUAUUUGCCAAAGACAAUUAUCCUGGUGAAUUCUGCGAAAGUUGGAAAGCCGCUAUGAAGGCAGAGAAGUUUGAAAAUGUCGACAUCAGCUCAUCUAUAGCUUUACUCAUGGCGCCCAAGGAAGACCCGGAAGUUAUCACAGUUAAAAAAGCAUGCUUGGUCACAGUUGACGUAUUCACAAAGUACUUGAAAGAUCAAAUCAUGGAAAUUAUUGAUUCAGAUAAGAAAGUAAAACACUCAAAACUAGCAGAAGGUGUAGAAGCAGCGAUAUCAGACAAAAAAUAUGUGACAGGAGUGGACACCAGCCAAGUUGACAUGUGCUAUCCACCGAUCAUACAGUCUGGUGGCAACUACAGUCUCAAGUUCAGUGCUGUGUCAGACAAAAACCACUUACACUUUGGGGCAAUUGUAUGCUCCUUAGGUGCCAGAUAUAAGUCGUACUGCUCAAACAUUGUCCGUACAUUACUGGUCAACCCUACAGAUGAGGUGCAAAGUAAUUACAAUUUUCUAUUGAAUGUGGAGGAAGAAGUGAUGAAACAUCUUGUUGCUGGUGCUAAACUGUCGUCAGUGUAUGAAGCAGGCUUAGAAUUAGCAAAAAAAGAAAAGCCUGAUUUGGUGGAUAACUUAACUAAAACUUUUGGGUUUGCAAUGGGUAUAGAAUUUCGAGAGAGCUCUAUAGUUAUUGGACCAAAAACUUCAGUGGUAGCCAAAAAAGGCAUGGUGUUCAAUAUCAACAUUGGCCUAGCCAAUUUGACAAAUAGUGCAGCCACUGAGAAGGAAGGAAAGACAUACGCACUGUUUAUUGGUGAUACAGUAUUGGUAAAUGAGGAGCAACCUGCUUCUCUCCUCACACAGUCCAAGAAGAAAAUCAAGAACAUUGGUAUCUUCUUGAAGGACGACGACGAAGAAGAAGAGGAGGAAAAAGAAAAUAAGACUGAAAUUCUUGAAAAUGGAGGCAGAGGCAAACGGACAGCGGUAAUAGAGUCCAAACUCCGUACGGAACACUCUUCCGAAGAGAAGCGUAAGGAGCACCAGAGGGAGUUGGCGAUAGCGCUGAAUGAGAAAGCUAAAGAACGUUUGGCGAAGCAGUCCAGUGGCAAAGAGGGAGAGAAGAUACGAAAGAGUACUGUUUCGUACAAGAGCGUCAGCCAGAUGCCCCGCGAGAAUGAGGUUAAGGAACUCAAGCUUUAUGUUGAUCGUAAAUACGAGACAGUAAUCCUGCCGAUAUUCGGCGUGCCCGUACCAUUCCACAUUUCGACCAUCAAGAACAUCUCUCAGUCGGUGGAGGGCGACUAUACGUACCUUCGGAUAAACUUCUUCCACCCUGGCGCUACUAUGGGCAGGAACGAGGGUGGGAACUACUCGCAACCUGACGCUACCUUCGUGAAGGAAGUCACAUACCGAAGUACAAACACAAAAGAGCCGGGCGAGAUAUCACCGCCUUCCGCAAACCUUAACACAGGCUUCCGACUGAUCAAGGAAGUUCAGAAGAAGUUCAAAACGCGAGAGGCAGAAGAAAGGGAAAAGGAAGAUCUGGUCAAACAAGACACACUGGUUAUGUCCCAAAGCAAAGGCAACCCCAAACUAAAAGAUCUGUACAUUAGACCUAACAUCGUCACGAAGAGGAUGAGCGGCUCUCUCGAGGCACACACCAAUGGCUUCAGGUUCACGUCCGUCAGAGGCGACAAAGUGGACAUACUCUAUAAUAACAUCAAGAAUGCAUUCUUUCAGCCCUGUGAUGGAGAGAUGAUUAUACUUUUACAUUUCCAUUUGAAACACGCUAUUAUGUUUGGCAAAAAGAAGCACGUGGACGUGCAAUUUUACACAGAAGUGGGUGAAAUCACCACCGACCUGGGCAAGCACCAGCACAUGCACGACCGCGACGACCUGGCGGCCGAGCAGAGCGAGCGCGAGCUGCGACACAAGCUCAAGGUCGCCUUCAAGAGCUUCUGCGAGCGCGUCGAGAACAUGACCAAGCAGGAGGUCGAGUUCGACACGCCCUUCAGAGAGCUGGGUUUCCCCGGAGCGCCGUUCCGCAGUACCGUCCUCCUACAACCCACGUCAGGAGCCCUGGUCAACCUGACCGAGUGGCCGCCCUUCGUCAUAGCCCUCGAAGACGUCGAGUUGGUGCACUUCGAAAGAGUCCAGUUCCACCUCAAGAACUUCGAUAUGGUGUUCGUGUUUAAGGACUACGCGAAAAAGGUGGCCAUGGUCAAUGCGGUGCCUAUGAACAUGCUGGAUCAUGUUAAGGAGUGGCUGAACUCCUGCGAUAUUCGCUACUCAGAAGGUAUUCAAUCUCUAAACUGGACCAAAGUCAUGAAAACAAUCACGGACGACAUCGAAGGCUUCUUCGACAAUGGUGGUUGGUCAUUCUUGGAUCCGGAGUCGGAUGAAGAAAAUGCUGCACAGCAAGAGGAGGAUUCUGAAGAGGAGGAUGACGCGUACGAGCCCACGGACGCCGAAUCGGAGGAGGAGUCCGAGGACGACUCGGAGUACGACUCCGAGGCCUCCGACGAGUCCGACGCCUCCGGGGACAGUGAGGAAGAGGACGAAGAGUCCGGCAAGGACUGGUCGGACUUGGAGCGGGAAGCAGCCGAGGAAGACAAGAAAGAGCGCGGCUACGAGCGCGAGGACUUCGACGGCAAGCGCAAGGCCGGCCGCGACCGCCCGCGCUACGACGACGACCGCAAGAAGCACAAGCACGACAAGUCGCACGCGCACAAGCCCUCUAGCCACAAGAGCCCCUCCAAACAUAGCAGCAGCAGUCCGUCGAAGAACCGCGACAAGCACCACAAGUCGUCCCACCACUCCGAGAAGUCGUCGCACAGCAAGUCCAACGGCGACCACAAGAAGCACUCCGACCGCAAGUCGCACAAGCGCUCGCGCGACGACAGCCGCGACCACGAGCGCAGCUCCAAGAAGCCCAGGAAAUAAAUUAAGAAUCAACAUUAUUUUGGAGUUAAACGGGUUCCCCUGGCACGCGGCUCGCGACUUCGGUUUUAAGUUUAGAUACACCUGCCCAGUGUCCGUCUGCAUAAUGUUCAAAAUCUGAUAGCCUGUAUGUUCUUUGUAUGUAUGUAGAUUAUUUUCAAUUCCAUCGAUAAAU